AUGACUACUACAUCUAUCUUUGAAAUGGAAUCAAUGAUUCGAGGAUACCAUGUCUACCAAGCUGUAUGGCAUCCACAUAUUGGAGAAGAGUUAUGUUGUGCUACAGAGCAUGCAAAUGUACGCGAUCGGUACGCUGUUGCUGUGAGGAAAUCAAGCCUUACUAUAGGCCACAUCCCAAGGAAGAUCUCUACCCUCUGCUCCCUAUUUUUGCAGCGCGGUGGUACUAUCACAUGCCAGGUAACAAGCUUGAGACGCUACUCAAGCGAUUUAGUACAAGGUGGAUUGGAGAUACCCUGUGUCUUGAAGUUUGAAGGUGAUAUCAAACUUGUAAACAAAGUUAUAAAAUUGGCCAAAAUUCACAAUAAAUCCGACUGUACAGCGGUAGACAGUAAUGCUGAGGAACUGCCAACAAUUAAAGAAGAGAGUGAUGAUACUGACGAAGAACUGCCAGUAAACAAAAAAGUAUGCACAGUGAAUGGAGUAAACAUUGCUGACCUUACCGAAAUCAUCAGCGAAGGAGGACAACUAACAGAUUUACACAUGGAGUAUGCACAAAAGUUACUCAAGAAACAAUUCCCACACAUCAAUGGCCUGCAGCCAACAGUGUGUCUUACGAGAACAACAUGUAACGACGGUCCAAAGAAGACACUAUCGUCAAACCAACUUCAAAUUGUCCACACCCGUGGAAAUCAUUGGAUAGUGGUGUCAGCCAUUGACUGUGAAGAAGGAGUUGUGAAUGUAUAUGAUUCUCUUUAUGAAACAAUUGUUGGUGCUACAAGGGAAAUAAUUUUAAAUAUCUUUCAAGCAUCGCUCAUUAAUAUGGUGGAAUCCCAAAAGCAAGAAGGUGUAGUUGACUGUGGACUUUUUGCGAUAGCUAACGCUACCAGCCUUGCCUAUGGGACUAAUCCAGGAUCCUAUGUACAGUCAUUAAUGCGGCAGCACUUAGUGAACUGUCUGGAGUCAGGUGUUUUGCCGAUGUUCCCCUCUGAAUAA
Molecule: messenger RNA, 993 nt
Organism: Halichondria panicea
Lineage: Eukaryota; Metazoa; Porifera; Demospongiae; Suberitida; Halichondriidae
Exons: 1
Coding region: 1-993 (330 amino acids)
Source: RefSeq, a predicted model, not a curated record